Messenger RNA from Penicillium atrosanguineum, 570 nucleotides. RefSeq lists its product as uncharacterized. Lineage: Eukaryota; Fungi; Ascomycota; Eurotiomycetes; Eurotiales; Aspergillaceae. The record is from RefSeq and is a predicted model, not a curated record. The transcript is spliced from 4 exons. The coding region runs from base 1 to 570 and encodes 189 amino acids.
AUGGCAUAUUAUAUUAAGGAAAACGGACCGAUCAAUGCGCUAGAAAACCUUCAGGAAAUUGGGCGAAUUCAGACCGAGGAUAGGCGCCCGAAGGUGAUUCCCCUUGUUGAACCGUGCGAGCUUCUUCGCAAGAACCCGCAUCCUAACAUUGCAACCUUUACGGCUGUCAAAAGACCAACGGACGAGUUUCUGGGCUAUGCUUCAAACGAUAUAACUCCACAUUACUGGGAGCUGGUCGCUUUCUUUUCAACUGUGCGCAAGCUCGUAAAAGAAAACAUGAACCUCAGUGAAAUUCUGGCCGCUAUCAAACAUCUUCAUAAGCUUGGCGUUGUCCAUAACGAUAUAAAUUCCGGACUAUCAUGCUUCAAGAGGACUUUUCGUUCGUUCUUGUUGAUUUUGAGAGCUGUCAAUAUAUUGGGGAGUCAUUGCGAGUCACCGAAACGAAAGUUACCCAUCAGUGGCAAGGAUCCUUCUGUCGAGAUCUCGGUCGAGAAAACGGACCUUGAUGCUUUCAAAUAUUUACAAAUCUGGCUAGAUGGAUCGAUGAAUGAAGAUUUCUUUUUUGAAUGA